GAAUCAUUCUCCGGAGAAAUGAAAAAUUAUACAGUCCAUAUAUACGGUGUACGGAACAAGGAUUCUAAGGUUGUCGCUGAAUCCAAAGUUCAUCUUGAUCCUGGACAUGAUACUAAGAAUGAGUCUUCAUCGCCUUCAAAUGCAUUAAAUUUUGAAUUCAACUUAUUACACACUCAGCCGUCAAGCUACUCGCUUCAAUUCUCAGAUUCAAACAUGACACAUUUCAUCUUUUUGGAAGACCUUGAUGCGGAUGAGAUUUUUUUCCUGUUCCGAUAGUACUUAUGAAUUUCCAAUGCCACUGGAACCGAUGAAGGAUUACCAGCUACGCGUUUAUAGAGGAAAUGAUUUACCUGACGGAAAAAAUAUUUUUUCUUCCAUUGGAAGAUCAGACUUCCGAGCUUACAUGACUAAGAGAGAGCUUAGAUUGCUCUUCGACAGAGGGGCCACAUUCCGGGAAGCGUUCUUUGUACCCAUUUCUCAUCUCUAUAGAAACAAACCAAAACUUUACUAUGACAACAUAUUUCAUAAGAAAAAUGGCAUUAUUGUCUGAAGUACAUCGGAUCGUAUUACAAAGUGGACAAGAGGAAAAGAAAACCCUGGAUAUAAAAAACAGCGAUGGGAAAACAAUGAGAGACUGGGACACCACAAUUCUACUAAUCUCAGACAGGUCAACUGAAAAUAUUUUGUCAAUUUUGGCAGGGACAAAAGAAAAUCACAAUUUACUGGUGGAAGUCCCAGAAUCAUUCUCCGGAGAAAUGAAAAAUUAUACAGUCCAUAUAUACGGUGUACGGAACAAGGAUUCUAAGGUUGUCGCUGAAUCCAAAGUUCAUCUUGAUCCUGGACAUGAUACUAAGCAUGAGUCUACAUCGCCUUCAAAUGCAUUAAAUUUUGAAUUCAACUUAUUACACACUCCGCCGUCAAGCUACUCGCUUCAAUUCUCAGAUUCAAACAUGACACAUUUCAUCUUUUUGGAAGACCUUGAUGCGGAUGAGAAUUUUUUCUUUUCCUGUUCCGAUAGUACUUAUGAAUUUCCAAUGCCACUGGAACCGAUGAAGGAUUACCAGCUACGCGUUUAUAGAGGAAAUGAUUUACCUGACGGAAAAUAUAUUUUUUCUUCCAUUGGAAGAUUAGACUUCCGAGCUUAUAUGACUAAGAGAGAGCUAAGAUUGCUCUGCGACAGAGGGGCCACAUUCCGGGAAGCGUUCUUUGUACCCAUUUCUCAUCUCUAUAGAAACAAACCAAGGCUUUACUAUGACAACAUAUUUCAAAGGAAAAAUGGCAUUAUGGGUAAAUACAUGAAGAAUGAUGGCGGAGACCAGGCUUCCGUUCUAAACCGAGCAAUACAGGGUCUAUUUUUCAGUGCCUACCUACAAUGUCAACCCAGUGGAUUCUUCCUUCCACCUUUGACUUCACCCUUUGGAGAUACAAGACUUAAUAUUCCUUUCGCUUUCUUCUUUAAUCCCUGUAAUAGAUUGUAUUUUGCUGAUUUUUUCUGCCAUGAUAUCAAUCAUCAUGUAACUCUUGUUGUAACAGUACAAGAUAGUCAGGCUGAUAAUUUUUGUAGAGAAAGAUUGAUUUUAUUAGAUCCCACUAAUAAUCCAUUUCUGUAUUUUGAUGUCUCUUCACAAAAAUGUUUUGUAAACAUGGCAGUUAACACUGAAAUAUUAUAUACAGAGAAUAUUAAUGUAGGAAGAUUAUUAAGAGAAAGACAAGCAUUCUUGACAAGUUGUCAGGCAAUCGGUGCUUCUAGAAGCAAGUCAUUUUUAGGUAGACCUAAAAAUGAAAGUUGUGGAAUAUGCAAUUUAAGAGUUAACUAAAAUGAUAUUUUGUGAUGUAAUUUAAUUUCAUUCAAUGUAUAUUUCACUGGGCGCACUUGUUUCAUACGCCGGGUCAAGCCGGUUAAUAUUCCGGAAGCGGGCAAGUCACUUGUUUCAAAUAUUUUUAAGCCGCCGGGCGGUCAGAAAGUAGCCUGGACCGCCCGAAAAAUUUCGAGCGGCCAAAUGAAAAGCAUUAUGAAUGAAAACAGAGGUAGAAAUGUUGAUGGUGAAAUUUUCGUUUUUUAUCAUUUGCCGUAGUCUCAGUGUCAAUAAACAUACAGUGCUGAGAUACUAAGUGACUUUUACAACAUAUUUUUUUAUAUUUGCACGACCAACAUUUUUUCUUUUUAAAUUUUAAAGCUGCUUUUCAGUUUUGUGUGUAACGAGGCCCUAUAUGCUCCAAAUUCACAGAUUGUACAUUGAAUGGGUCUAGUAAAUAUUAAAAAGAAAUAUAUCCACUAAAUCAUUGUCCUCGUGCGUUCAGAGAAAUUUUUUAAAACAACAGCACCAAUGCCAGCAACUUCCGGGUUAUUUUUCGCUCGUUUCAGCGACACUUACAUGUACCGGGUUAAUAUGUCAUGUGAUAAAAGUGAACCGGGUCAUCGCCCGGCUAUCUGAAACAAGUUCGCCCACUAGUCAGUUGAAUAUUUUUUUAAACACAUGAAUUACCGGUACUCCUUUAUUUUUUGAAUUAUUUCAGCAACAAAUAAAUAUUUUUUGACAUGCAUAUAA
Messenger RNA from Saccostrea cuccullata (small rock oyster), 2549 nucleotides. Its product is annotated as phytanoyl-CoA hydroxylase-interacting protein-like. The coding region runs from base 510 to 1817 and encodes 435 amino acids. Lineage: Eukaryota; Metazoa; Mollusca; Bivalvia; Ostreida; Ostreidae. The transcript is spliced from 8 exons. Gene Ontology annotation, cellular component: cytoplasm. The record is from RefSeq and is a predicted model, not a curated record.